This is a messenger RNA of Arvicanthis niloticus (Nile rat), 3524 nucleotides long. NCBI's taxonomy places the organism in Eukaryota, Metazoa, Chordata, Mammalia, Rodentia, Muridae. The record is from RefSeq and is a predicted model, not a curated record.
AUGCCCAGGAUCGCAGGAACCAUUCCAGAAAUGUAUAUGAAUCAAAAAAGGGAGAACCUUUCCUCCAUCCAGCCAUCAAAAAGGGAGAAUUUGUUCCAAAAUUUCACAAACCUACUACUCUCCCGAAAAUUUUGCCCACAAGGCUCAAAGAAGUUUGUUAAGAAAAGCUGGCAUCGAUAUGUACCAAAAAAAAAAAGACAAAUGAUUGAGAUCCAAGACUUAUUUGGCCAAAACAUACGUACACAGAAAAAGCCUCAAUUAGUCAUAAUAGGGGGGGCUGCUGGAAUUGGGAAGUCAAUGCUGGCCAUGGAGGUGAGGAGAGCCUGGAAGGAAGGCCAGCUCUACAGGGAUCGCUUCCAGCAUGUCUUCUUCUUCAGCUGCAGAGAGCUGGCCCAGUGCAAGCAGCUGAGUCUGGCUGAGCUCAUAGAACAAGGCCAGGAAGUGCCCACAGCUCCCAUCAGGCAGAUCCUGUCUCACCCUGAGAAGCUGCUCUUCAUUCUGGAUGGCAUAGAUGAGCCAGCAUGGGUUUUGAAGGACAAGAAUCCUCAGCUAUGUCCGCACUGGAGUCAAACACAGACUGUGCACACACUGCUGGGAAGUUUGCUGGGAAAAUCCAUCCUUCCUGGUGCUUCCUUCCUGCUCACAGCUCGGAACACAGCUCUGCAGAAGCUUAUUCCUUCCUUGAAGCAGCCACAUCAGAUGGAAGUUCUAGGAUUCUCUGUGUUGGGACGGGAAAACUAUUUCUACAAAUAUUUUGUGAAGGGAAGAGAUGCAAUUACUGCAUUUAGAUUGGUUAAAUCAAACCCAGUGCUCCUGACUCUGUGUGAGGUUCCCUGGGUGUGCUGGCUGGUCUGCAAUUGCCUGGAAAAGCAGAUGGAACAAGGAAGAGUACUCUCACUGACCUCAGAGACCACCACAGCCCUCUGCCUGAAAUACCUUUCACUGAAAAUCCAAGGCCAGUACAUGAGGAUCCAGCUCAGAGCCCUCUGCUCACUGGCUGCUGAGGGAAUCUGCCAAAGAAGGACCCUGUUCAGUGAAAAUGACCUCUGUAACCAAGGGUUUGCAGAGGAUGCCAUUGCCACUUUCCUGAAGAUUGGUGUCCUUCAAAAGCAGCCCAGCUCUCUGAGCUACAGCUUUGCCCACUUGUGUCUCCAGGAGUUCUUUGCAGCAAUGUCCUACAUCUUGGAGAACAGUGAGGAAAGACAUGGUGAUAUGGAAGAUGACAGAAUUGUGAAAACACUGGUAGAACAGUAUGGAAGAGAAAACCUGUUUGAGGCACCCACUGUGCGCUUCCUAUUUGGUCUUUUGAAUAAACAGGGAGUGAGAGAAAUGGAAAAGAUCUUUGGCUGCAAGCUUCCUAGGAAGACAACGUUGAAGCUGCUAUGGAGAAUCAUAGGGGACUCACCCUAUCAACUUCAUCAUCUGGGUUUGUUCCACUGUCUGUUUGAGAAUCGGGAAGAGAAGCUCCUGACACAGGUGAUGUAUAAUCUUCACUUAACAGAGCCUAGCCCAAAUUACAUGGAAGCCACAUUGUUCCAGACAAACGUGAAUCACCUGGUGGUACAGACAGACAUGGAGCUCAUGGCCGUCACUUUCUGCCUUAAGUUCUGCUAUCAGGUGACCACUCUUCAGCUGAACAGAAAAGGGCCGCAGGGACAUGAGUUGACGCCCCGCAGGAUGGUUCUGUACAGGUGGACCCCAAUCACUGAUGCCAGUUGGAAGAUUUUAUUCUGCAAUCUCAAAUUCACCAGAAACCUGAAGGAGCUGGACCUAAGUGGAAAUCCACUGAGCUAUUCUGCAGCAUGUAGUCUUUGUAAGGCCCUGAGGCACCAUGGCUGGCAACUAAAGACCUUGUGGCUUGUUGACUGUGGCCUAACAUCCACACACUGCUCACUCCUGGCCAACGUGCUCAGUGUCCACUUCAGCCUGACUGAGGUAGACCUGCAGCUGAAUGACCUGGGUGAUGAUGGUGUGAGGCUGCUGUGUGAGGGGCUCAGGAAUCCUGACUGCAACCUCAGAAUCCUAUGGCUGGACCAGGCCUCUCUCAGUGACCAGGUGAUUACAGAGCUCAGGACCCUGGAGGCAAAGUAUCCGAAGCUGCUCAUCUCCAGCACAUGGAAGCCACAUGGAAUGGUCCCUACUACAAACAUGGAUAAAAAAAAAAAUCUUGUUGAAGAAGCGAUAUUGACCUUUCAUCCAUGCUGUCCUGUUUCUCCAGGAGAUAAACUCAUAGAACCUCUGGGGACUGAGAAUGACUUCUGGGGCCCUACAGGACAUGUGGCUACUGAAGUGGUUGACAGAGAGAGAAACAUGUACCGAGUUCAGUUGCCCGUGGCUGGCUCCUACCACUGUCCCAGCACAGGACUCCACUUUGUGGUGACAAGGGCAGUGACAAUCGAGAUUAAAUUCUGUUCCUGGAGCCAAUACCUGGACAAGACUCCCUUGCAACACAGUCUCAUGGUGGUUGGACCUCUGUUUGACAUCAAGGCUGAGCAAGGAGCUGUGACUGCUGUGUACCUCCCUCAUUUUGUGGCUCUCCAAGAUGGAAAGGUGGACACCUCCUUGUUCCAUGUUGCCCACUUUCAAGAACAUGGAAUGGUCCUAGAAAUCCCAGCAAGAGUGGAACAGCAUUAUGCAAUACUGGAAAAGCCAAGCUUCUCCCCAGUGGGAGUUCUACUGAGAUUGAUUCCUGCUGUUGGACAAUUCAUCCCCAUCACUUCCAUCACAUUGAUCUACUAUCACCUCUAUCUCAAGGACGUCACCUUUCACCUUUACCUGGUCCCCAAUGACUGCACUAUUCAGAAGGCAAUUGAUGAUGAAGAAAUGAAGUUUCAGUUUGUGCGCAUAAACAAGCCACCUCCAGUGGACACUCUUUAUGUUGGUUCCCGCUAUAUCGUGUCUGGCUCCAAAAAGGUGGAAAUUAUCCCAAAGGAACUGGAGCUGUGCUACCGAAGCCCUGGGGAAUUCCAGCUCUUUUCUGAGAUCUACGUUGGUCACAUGGGUUCAGGGAUUAAACUGCAACUCAGAGACAAGAGGCAUAUGAAACUCAUAUGGGAGGCCUUGCUGAAACCAGAGUUUAACUUGGACCAUCUGUGUGACCAAGAGUUUUGUACUAUCCUGAAGAACAUAGUGAUCACACCUACAGGAGACCUCAGACCUGCUCUGCCCAUGAAUGCACAAGCCUGUAAAGAUGCUCCUUCCUUGAUACACUUCAUGGACCAGCAUCGGGAGCAGCUGGUGGCCCGAGUGACAUCAGUGGACCCUCUACUGGACAGGCUGCAUAAUCUGGUGCUGAGUGAAGAAUCAUAUGAGGCAGUGCGGGCUGAGACCACAAACCAAGACAAGAUGAGGAAGCUCUUCAGCUUCAGCCGAUCCUGGAGUCAAGCCUGCAAAGACCAAUUCUACCAAGCUCUGAAGGAGACCCAUCCUCACUUAGUCAUGGACCUCCUGGAGAAGUCAGGCAGGGUCUCUUUGGGAUCCUGACAUCGGUCAUCAAGUGCUCUGUCUGACCCAUGUCUCCAUAU